GACACAGGGGAAAGCAGGGGAAAACAGAGGAGUUCUGUUUUGCAUUUGCACUGUGAUGAUGGAUGGGUUUGCAAGAAAUGGACACAAGAGAAAAAGCAUACAUAAAGAUAAAGGUAAUGCUUCUUCUUCUUUCUCUCCCUCUCCAGAAAUGUUUCAAGUCCUCUCUUCCCCUCUGGGGCAUCACUACAAUUGAGAAGGAUGCUCCCCUUUCCCUGGUGAUUGAUAUCAUUAUCGAGCAAGGUCUCUUUCAGUCAAGGUAUGAAAUUCAAGCCUUUAGACUUGAAAGUACAGCACAUGGAACAGGUGCACCUGUUGAUGAACUACAGGUUCAAGGGGUUUCUAGUCGUAGCGAUUUGAGGAAGAUUUUCUCUUCACUUGUUCUAGUGAAGACAGCAUUUUCCCUACAAUAACAUUCAAGAAAGUCGAUAAAAUUCUCCACGAGAUGAAGGAAAAAGUUGGGUUAGGUGGUGGUCCCAAUCCAAAACAUAAAGUUGAAUUAAGUAAAGAUUCAUCAUCACAUACUCGUACCAAAGAAAAUGGUGCAUCAUCAAGAAUAGAUGUUCCUGAUUAUGGAGAAGAAAAAAAACAAGGUUUCAAAUAGCUCAUACAAUGUAAACGUGACAUAUGGCUUCCGCUUGCUAAAUGGAACAAACAAUAUUCCUACAGCAAGCUAUGUUGUUGUAGAGCUUAGACAGAUUGGUGAUGGUGACCAUGAUGUAGGACUAUUUGGCAUAUUUGAUGGCAUAACGAACUAUCAAACUCCUGCGUACUUGCAGUCUUAUCCCUUCAAGAAUAUCAUAGCGGAGCCUGAAUUCUGGUUAUCCACUGCAUAUGCAGUGAGGAGAGGAUAUCUUAUAACCAACAAUAACCUUGUGGAGAGAAUUGAUUUGAGGUCCA
Molecule: messenger RNA, 897 nt
Organism: Prunus avium (sweet cherry)
Lineage: Eukaryota; Viridiplantae; Streptophyta; Magnoliopsida; Rosales; Rosaceae
Source: RefSeq, a predicted model, not a curated record